UGAGGUAGUCAAGUUGUAGCACUUGUUUCUUGUGUGUGUAACUAAACAAUAAACCUAAUUCAGAAAACCCAGAAAAACAUGGCUGCAAUGACUUGUUUGAAUUUCCAUGUUUACCAUUAAACAUGAUUUGAGGUUAUUUUCCAAAUAUGCCUUGUAUUUUUUAGAGGGCUUAAUUUUCUUUUAGAAGCAGGAACAACUUAAGAGGGACAUCUUGUGGCGCUUUUGUGGAAGUUAUAAAUGAUGCACAUUAGAAAAACAACGCUUUUUGAUAGUAUAUUUUUUUGAAGGAUUAAUACACUUGAAACACGUGGAAAAGGGUAAAUAGGUUAUGCAAACUUUAAUCUGGAUGGAAACGAUGGUUUUGUAUUAUUUUGUUUUGUUUUGAUCUCUGCGCUGGAACGUGCAAAAUACAACACUGAAGGCUCAGAAUUCUAUUUUCCUUUUAAAAACACAGAAGGGAAGCGUAUGUAUAGUUGCAUUUCAUUGGUAAUUGUGUAAUAUUAGAAAUUAUUGAUCGUUUUUAUACAGCAAGCAGCUGGUAUGACUACUCGGCUUCACAAUGUAUCUAAACACUUGUUCGAUUUACUCAAAGAUAGUAAAAAAUAAAUAAAUACAUCACUCAUCACAUAAGUGUGUCACGUGAUUUGAGGUAAUGAGCACUGGCUCCUUGUUGAAGUGAAGGAUGCAAAAAACAUUCGGCAACCAGGAAGUGAAGAGCAGCAGUCGUCAACCCGUGCACCAAUUUUAAUGGAGGUCUCUGUGCAUGAUAAAACUAUUGAAGCAGCUGAAGCUCUGCUGCACAUGGAUUCACCGUCCAGCUUGCAGGGUGAUCGCAGCACAGAGGAGCUUUUAUCAGAGGUGGAGGUGGAAGUGAGAACAGAGGAUAUGGGACCCGUUGCCAAGGAUAUUGUUGUCCUGCAGGAGAACGAUUUACUGAAGAAGAAAAAGAGAGCAGGACGAAAAUCCAGAACUCCAGGGAGUUUCUGUGAUGGUUCCCUGGAUAUGGUCUAUAAGAGGAAAUCAAAAGAAAGCAAGGGCUCAACCACUUACCUGUGGGAGUUCCUAUUGGACCUUCUUCAGGACAAGGAAACCUGUCCGAAGUAUAUUAAGUGGACUCAGAAAGAGAAGGGCAUAUUCAAGCUUGUGGACUCCAAAGCGGUGUCUAAAUUAUGGGGCAGACAUAAGAAUAAACCUGAUAUGAACUAUGAGACAAUGGGGCGAGCACUCAGGUAUUACUAUCAGCGGGGCAUUUUAUCAAAAGUGGAAGGACAAAGACUUGUGUAUCAGUUUAAGGAGAUGCCCAAAGACAUUGUUUUCAUAGAUGAUGACAAUAUGGACGACAGCAUUGACGAAGGAAAAAGAGAAUUCCCAGCUGCAUCCAAUCGCAGCAAUUCAAAAGGCAAAGGGACUCCAGUCUCUCCCUCUACUACUGUACCUAAAAUCAUCAAUCUAACCUCAGGACAAGAUGCCUUCAUGACUGUGCAACAGUCGCCAGACAACAUAGCCACAGCCCCUGGGACAGUGAGGCUUGCCAUGCAAGUUCCUGUACUUAUGACAACACAGGGUCAGAAAAUCUCCACAGUAACUGUCAACUCUCCCACCGUCCGCUCUCCGAUCCUCACUGCGGCCAACUCAGUCACUGGGGGUAACAACACAGGCAAAGUGGUAUACCAGGCCGUGCCAACGCUAGUGCCUGCUCAGGGCCAAAGCGGUGAGAGAAUCACCUUGCAGCUCAUCACCCUUCCCACCAUGCCUGGCAAACCCGGCACUCCCAUCACUCUGAGCACACUCUCCCCCGUCACCGUGCCUACCAGCAACGCCCAAGUCCUGAAGCUCACCGUCCCCUCCAACAUCUCCACGACUGCCUCCACAGCUCCUGCAACUGUGGUGACCUCGCAGCCGGGAGUGACCGUGGUGCCGAACGCACAGCCAGCGAUGUCUUUACAGGAUGUGACUAUUAUUAAGGUUGAAACUCCUGAGGUUUCUUUGGAUCAGACAGUUAACAUGGCUGCGGAGAACACACCGAGCACACAGACGAACCCCACCACCACACAGAGCUGAGCAAACAUCAGAUAUCACUGCAUUCCCUCACAGGAACCAACAUCAAUGCUUGUCACACAGAUGCAAAUAAAACAAGUGAUGUGAAGAGUGGCUGUCUCUUAUGUGAAACGCUUGUUCACACUCAACACUAUAACCACCGUGUGUAGCCUGAGCCUGGGUUAGACUUUUCUUUCUUAAAUAUAGCUAUUCAAAUCACGCUUUGUUAUAGCAUACCAUCUGUGCUGUGAUGCUGUAGGAACAAACCUCACUUGGUGCUAAAGACUGAGAGGAAGACACAUGGGUAAAGACAAACCGCCAAGAUUUUGAUCACCUGGUAAUUUGGAGCAUAAAAUAAUCUGCAUAGACAUACAAUUCCUGUAGUUAAUGAUAAUAAAACAAACAGCCUUAGGUCAGCUUUUUCCUCCUAAAUCAUUACUAAAAGUAACUGAUUAUGCUUUGUGUAAAUAUGAGAUUUUGUUUUGCUAUUUUGUACCAAGAUGUUUUUUUUUCUUUUUUACAGUUCAAAGGAAA
This is a messenger RNA of Carassius auratus (goldfish), 2571 nucleotides long. RefSeq names its product ETS-related transcription factor Elf-2-like. Gene Ontology annotation, molecular function: DNA-binding transcription factor activity, RNA polymerase II-specific; sequence-specific DNA binding. NCBI's taxonomy places the organism in Eukaryota, Metazoa, Chordata, Actinopteri, Cypriniformes, Cyprinidae. The record is from RefSeq and is a predicted model, not a curated record. The coding region runs from base 748 to 2061 and encodes 437 amino acids. Gene Ontology annotation, biological process: regulation of transcription by RNA polymerase II; cell differentiation. The transcript is spliced from 7 exons. Gene Ontology annotation, cellular component: nucleus.